GCGAGAUAUGACAGCACGCUUACAACGGCAGCGAGUAGGAUUAAAAAUUAAAACUAAACAAAUAAUCUCUCUCUCUUUCUGUAUAUCACUCUCUGCACACUCUCUCUGCUGUACUCACUUGUCACCAUUCACAUGCUCUUUCUUUCUCUCCAUCUAAUCAAACCCUUCUUUUUCAAUUCGACGUCGUUUUACUUUCAAACUCACAUCUUAACGCUUUUAUUCACACACAUUCCAUUUUCCCCUUCAACCAAUAACUCCAAUCUUUUUUGUUUUUUUUUUCCAAAAUGGGUUGCGCACAAUCAAGAAUAGAAAACGAAGAAUCAGUGGCUCGUUGUAAAGACCGUAAAAACCUGAUGAGAGAAGCGGUUGUUGCUCGUAACGCCUUCGCCGCCGGUCAUUCCGGUUACGCUAUGGCUCUCAAAAAUACCGGCGCCGCUCUCUCCGACUACGCUCACGGUGAAACUCACCUCGACGACAUCGAACUUCACCCGCCGCCUCUUCACACUUCGCCAAACCCUCCACCGCCACCUCCGCCGCCUAUGGAAGAUAACCUCCCUCCGCCACCGCCUCUUCCGCCUAACUUCUCCCCUGCUUCGAUCAAACGCUCUGUCACCAUACCUCCGGUGGCAUUGCAGCACCGCAAAAAGGGAAACUCAGUCAUCACUGUUGAGGAAAACGACGGCGGUGCGAAGACGGACGACGGGAAGAGUGGCGACGGAUCGGUUCACGCGCCGCCUAGUCCGCCGGAUAGUAAAUCAGUUCCGCCUAUGCCGGAAUCGAAGAAUAUGGCUUGGGAUUAUUUCUUCAUGGAUAUGGAGAAUUUGCCAAGAGGUUCUUUGAAUGAAGAAGAUGAGAUUGAAAAUGAGAAUGAUAAUUUGGACGGUGAUGAUGGAGGACACGUGGAAGAUGAGAUUGAACCAAAGACACCUGAGAAAGUGGAGGUUGAAGUGUACACUAAGGAGCAUGAAGCAGAUGAAGAGAUAAGAGAGAGUAAACACAUUGAACAUUCUAAAACUGCUCCUGCUGAGUUUAGUUCAAUUAAGGUGGCUCCAGCUGUUACUCUCAUCCAGAUUCUAGGUUCACUUGAUGAUCAUUUUCUUAAAGCUUCUGAGUGUGCUCAAGAAGUUUCCAAGAUGCUUGAAGCCACUAGGCUGCAUUAUCAUUCUAAUUUCGCCGAUAAUCGUCACAUUGAUCAUUCCGCUAGGGUCAUGCGAGUGAUAACAUGGAAUAGGUCCUUCAAGGGUGUAUCCAGUGGAGAAGGUGCAAAAGAUGAUUUUGAUUCAGAAGAGUAUGAAACACAUGCCACUGUUUUGGAUAAGUUGUUAGCAUGGGAGAAGAAACUUUAUGAAGAGGUCAAGCAAGGUGAGCUUAUGAAGUUUGAAUAUCAAAGAAAAGUUUCAGUUCUGAACAAGCAGAAGAAGCGCGGUGCCAGUGUUGAAUCAUUAGGAAAAACUAAAGCGGCCGUAAGUCAUUUACACACAAGAUAUAUUGUCGAUAUGCAGUCGAUGGAUUCAACAGUUUCCGAAGUGAACCAUAUUCGCGAUGCUCAGUUGUAUCCAAAACUUGUUUCUCUUGUUGUUGAGAUGGCCAAUAUGUGGGAGAAUAUGUUCAUAAAUCAUGAGAGCCAGCUGAAAAUAGUUACAGACCUCAAAUCUCUAGAUAUUUCUCAAGAUCAUAAGGAAACAACCAAGCAUCAUUACGACCGCACCCUGCAGCUUUGGAACGUCAUCCAAGAAUGGCAGUCACAAUUCGAGAAGCUCGUGACUCAACAGAAGCAGUACAUCCAAGCUCUUAAUAGUUGGCUCAAGUUAAAUCUCAUUCCCAUUGAAAGCAACCUAAAAGAGAAAAUCUCGUCCCCGCCAAAAGCUCAGAAUCCACCUAUCCAAGCCCUUCUCCAUGCAUGGCACGAUUAUCUCGACAAGCUUCCCGACGAGCUAGCAAAAUCUGCUAUAUCCUCCUUUGCUGCUGUGAUUAAGACGAUCUUACUUCAGGAAGAGAUGAAGUUAAAGGAGAAAUGCGAGGAAACUCGAAAGGAAUUCUUGAGGAAAAACCAAGCUUUUGAGGAAUGGUACCAGAAGCAUUUACUAAGGAGAGGGCCCGAUGAUGCAGAGAGAGGAGAGGAAGGAAAUACUAACAAUCCGCUCUCAGAGAAGCAAUAUGUCGUCGGGAGCUUGCAGAAGAAACUAGAAGAAGAAACUGAAUCUCACAAAAAACUGUGCGUUCAGGUAAGAGAGAAAUCCCUACAGAGUCUCAAAACUCGGUUGCCUGAGCUCUUUCGUGCACUGUCGGAUUAUACUCAUGCCUGUUAUGAUGCUUAUGAGAAACUGAAGUUAAUCAUACAAUCUCAAGGUGGUGGUGUGGCAUAACAAGCUUUUUCUGUUCUCUUGUGAGAAAGUUUGGUUAUAUAUUUUUAAAUCUAUGUUCUGAUGCAUCCUCACAAGAAAAGCAGCAUACAUGUUUUAACUUAACAUGCUGAUUUAUAUCAAUCUUGUGUGAAAAUUUUGCCAUAGCUAGCUCUUUAGUUUUAACCAUCCUUGAUGAUGGAAGCACAUUGUACAAGUGUUCACUUAUGUGCCUUAAGUUAGGGUUUCGUAGGGCAAUAUUCAUUUUUCAAGUUCAAAAUUCUAAAGCUCAUCUGAACUUUAAGUUAGCUCUAUGCUGUGUGACUCAUUAUGAUUAUGAUAUUGAUGUGUAUCUAUAUCACAAAGUGCAUUCACAUUAUUACAUUAUCCUUGACUAA
This is a messenger RNA of Cicer arietinum (chickpea), 2740 nucleotides long. Lineage: Eukaryota; Viridiplantae; Streptophyta; Magnoliopsida; Fabales; Fabaceae. The record is from RefSeq and is a predicted model, not a curated record.